CGUCAUAGCUUUCAUCAAAAGACGACAGGAAAGGCGCUUCCCGCCGCUGAGCGCUAGAACUACUACCCCUGACGCUACCGCGGCUCCCCCCGAAGUGACUUCCGGCGUGGGACUAGAGGGCGCCACGCAGCGCCGGAUGUACAGCGGACCUACCUAUACAAGUGCUGCCCUCUUUCACAACGUGGGAGUGACCUCCCCAGUCACGAUUCCGCCCCCGUACUCAUCCAUCGCCUUCGAUACCUCGGUACUGAUAGUCACCUCCGACAUGCCGCCAUCGUACUCGGAGGCAGACGACAGUCGUUCACGAACGGAAUGAAUGCUUGCAGUCUGGCUACUGUACCUCACUCCUCCUGUCCUCCUGUCCUCCUGUCCUCCUGCCUCCUCUACAGUCGGCGCUCUGUCUGCGUGGGAGAGUAAGAAGAGGGAAUAUCACAGUUCACACUUCAUCUGAUCACAUCCAUUAUAACAGUCCUCCGAAGUAUCAAUGCACUCUGAUCGAACUUAAAAUUGACAUGCGUGUGUAUGUUUCGGAUAAGAAAUAAACUAAUAAAAGUAAAUAAGUGUAAAGAAACGAGAAAAAAAAUAACAAGCAAGAAAACGAACGAAGAAGAAAUAAAUGAAAGAAGGAAACAGAAUAAAAGAAAGACUGAGGGAAAGACGCAACUGUGCGAAGCAGGACACGAUGGAUGAAGCCGGGAAGUGGCCCGGAUGUGUUGACCAUGAUACAGUCUGUGUCAUGUCUGACAACCUGUGUUAUCGUGGUGGGACACAAGCUUCUGAACUGCGCAUCUUGUGAGCACCGCGACUCACCCUCAGUCGUGAGGUGCCUUGAGUCUGAGUGAGUUCAUUUACCAAGCGGCCCACGACAGCAUCAUGAGACUUUUGAGUUGUGUGAUUAUUGUCGUUGCAGCAGGCACUACUCGUAGCUAACUUUACAGUCAGUCAAUGGACGACAACUCCAGGAUGGAAUUUUACCAAUACCUCGUCUUCGUGCGGACCAACAUUUCUGCGGGCCACUCCUGGAGUAACUGGUGUAAUAUACUCCCCAAACUACCCCAACCAUUACCCCAACUCUGAGGCGUGCAUCUGGUCCAUAUCAACCAGUGACGGCUACGUCAUCCAGGUGACAGUGGUUGACCUCAGGAUGGAGAGCUGCAUCAACUGUUCUUGCGAUUUUCUGGCCCUGUACGACGGGAUCCAGAGCAACGCCACUCUUUUGCAAAAUCUGUGCAACUUCUCCCCUGGAAAGGUCCACAGCACUGGGACUAUCAUGAGGGUAGAAUUUGUGGCCGAUCCUAUCGGCACAGACUUUGGAUUUCAGUUGAACUUCACUGCGGUUCCAGCGACCUCACUUCUGUCGACAUUUUCUUCAUUGAGAACAACGACACCCACCACGAGGUGGCCACCAUCCACUACGGCUUCAGCAGCUGCCUGUCAGCUCGGUGUCACUAACCUACACGCGGCUCUCAACUCUAAAGGAAGGAUUUAUUCUCCAGGCUACCCGUAUAAUUAUCCACACAAUAGCAACUGUCAAUGGCGAAUCUCUGCCGACCAGGGCAAUGUCAUUCACCUGGUUGUUCGCGAGGUGUCCAUAGAGAACUGCAGCACCUGUACCUGCGACAAAGUAGUCAUGUACGAUGGUCCGUCGUCCUCUGCCAGAUUGCUAUACGGCUUGUGUAUGACAAUCCAGGCCAACUACUCCGUGGAUAGCACUGGACCGAACAUGUUCAUCACCUUCACCUCGGACUCCAGUGUCAGCGGCAAGGGCUUUGUUCUCGAGUACUGGGCUGUAUUGGACAGAGGCGGGAUAUACCUACAAGCGUCGACCAGCGAGACCAAGACAAUUUAUUACACGUGGACUUCUGUGAAUUAUCCCAAUUACGCCAACAGCAGCUGGCUAAUACGUGCUGACGACGGCUACGUGGUGCAGCUGUCGGUACUGAAUGUCGACAUAGAACAGUGCACCAACUGUAUCUGCGACAAACUGCAGAUUUUUGACGCUCCAGCCUACUCGGAGGGCCGGAGGAUCCGUCAGUACUGUGGGAGCUUGCGCUCCGAUGUUGUGUACACCACCCAGAAGUACGCCUUCCUCACCUUCACCUCCGACUCCUCCAGGACUGGCAAAGGCUUUACCAUUACAUACAGAGCGGUGACCUAUGACCCUGCAUUCUAUCAAACAACUAAAAGGACCACCUCUUCUAUUGAAGUUUAUCAAACAUCACCAGGGAGGCCUACCUAUAGUAAAGAUCAGACGACUGGUCUCGUGAUGAUCAUUGUCGGUUCUCUGACGGGAUUGUCCAUCCUAUUCAUCUUCGUCGUUCUCAUCAUCUUUCUCGUCAAACGACGCCAGGCCAGAUCACUCAACACCUACAGCAACCUCCCCCACACCGGCAACACGGUCACCGUCACCAGCACCACCGUGCCGCCCAUGCAUUACUACCAGCCUAACACUGGGGUGGUUGUCGCUGUCCCGGGUGUUGUGUACCCAGCUCAGUCGGCCCCACCUGCCUUCAGGAACGAAGCUUUCACACCUGACUUGAUCCCGAGCUUCAAAUCAGUCUCUCCCUCCGCAGACAGGCCAGUAAUUUCUCGCAGACUCUGUGCCCAAUGUACCGCAGGUCCUCAUCAGAAAUCUUUUCUUGAUCAUUGAAGAGAGGAUGCAAAGCUUUCCAGGAAACACCAAAUAUUAUUUUUAUCAUAUGUACUGUAUUUAUGCUUGUCGCAAAAACCAGCUUAAUAGUUCCCCCUCCUCCAUCUGCUUUCCUUAUCUAGCCUUCAACUGCAGUAUUAUUCUCAUCGUCCACCUUUCCAUCGCUCACCUAUCCUCAUCAACCAAGCCUCCAAGCUCAUUAUCAACUCAUCCGUCCCUGUUGCUUAUCUCUCUAUCCUGCUCGCCCAUCCUCACUCUUCCCCUCUGUGCUGGGAUUCCGAGCUGCAUGAGUCCAACCUCAUCAAUUGCUUUCUCAUUAUUACAUCAUUAUUUUCAUCAUGUUAUCAGAUGAGACAGAUGCAGUUUUACAAUCUACAAAGAAAGUUCACGUUUUGUGUCGAAGUCUCUUGGCACACUAUACCGAAUGUAUUCCGUUGGAAAUACUGAAAAAAUAUCACUCGAUGUUAGAUCGGUAGUAUAAUAUAUUGGUGUGAUGGUGUGAUGUUAGCCAGAAUCCAGUUACUGCAGCAUGGAUUAGCGACUGUUUUGUCUUCAUGACACACUUUUGACUAAAUGUAAACAAAUCGAUUUGCCCAAACCGCCAUGUUUUUAUUAUUGGAUGUUUUUUUUUCAUAUAAAAAUAACAAAUAUAAUAUAUAUUCUAAAUAUUGUACAUAUUAUGUUUAUUUAUUCUAAAAGGUAAAAGAUAUAAUAAGC
Pomacea canaliculata is the source of this 3367-nucleotide messenger RNA. Its product is annotated as tolloid-like protein 2. Lineage: Eukaryota; Metazoa; Mollusca; Gastropoda; Architaenioglossa; Ampullariidae. The transcript has 16 exons. Bases 1145 to 2650 code for a protein of 501 amino acids. The record is from RefSeq and is a predicted model, not a curated record.